CGGAGAGGCACCUUCGUCCUCUUUGCGAGGUUGUCGCUGUCCCUGUGGAAUCUCGUCCGGAGUGGUUCCUGCUGAGUCGUUGUAAAGUCUCCCCUGCCGGUCAGAUCUGAGUAGUGAUUUCUUAAUUCCACUUUACUCAGGACUCAUCAUGGCUUCCAGUCACACUGUCUUGAUGCGGUUGGUAGCCUCAGCAUAUUCCAUUGCUCAGAAGGCAGGCGUGAUAGUGAGACAUGUUAUUGCUGAAGGAGACCUGGGUAUCGUGGAAAAGACCUGUGCGACGGACUUGCAGACCAAGGCUGACCGCCUGGUUCAGAUGAGCAUAUGCUCCUCACUGGCACGGAAAUUCCCCAAACUAACAAUCAUAGGGGAGGAGGAUCUUCCCUCUGAGGAAGUGGACCAAGAGCUGAUUGAAGAUGGACAGUGGGAAGAAAUACUCAAACAACCAUGCCCAGCCCAGUACAAUUCUGUUAAAGAAGAAGACCUUGUAGUCUGGGUUGACCCCCUCGAUGGUACCAAGGAGUAUACUGAAGGUCUUCUGGACAAUGUAACAGUUCUUAUUGGAAUUGCUUAUGAAGGAAAAGCCAUAGCAGGAAUUAUUAAUCAGCCAUAUUACAACUACCAGAACGUUGAAAAGCAGAAGUUAAGGGAAGACAGGAAUGAAGCAAAGGCAGGACCAGAUGCUGUGUUGGGGAGGACAAUCUGGGGAGUUUUAGGUUUAGGUGCCUUUGGGUUUCAACUGAAAGAAGUUCCUGCUGGCAAACACAUUAUCACCACUACUCGAUCCCACAGCAACAAGCUGGUUGUCGACUGUGUUACUGCUAUGAACCCUGAUGAUGUCCUACGAGUGGGAGGAGCAGGAAAUAAGAUCAUCCAGCUGAUUGAAGGCAAAGCCUCUGCCUACGUGUAUGCAAGUCCUGGGUGUAAGAAAUGGGACACGUGUGCCCCGGAAGUCAUUUUACAUGCUGUAGGAGGCAAGUUAACUGAUAUCCAUGGGAAUGCCCUUCAGUACAACAAAGAAGUGAAGCACAUGAACUCUGCAGGGGUCCUGGCCACGCUGAGGAAUUACGACUACUAUGCAAGUCGGGUUCCAGAGUCUGUUAAACAGGCACUUGUUCCUUAAAGGGCAGUUUCAUCUGCUUAGCUAGGAGAAGGACUUAUUCUCAAAACAGUAACUGAUCGUAUGGAAUUAGAGCUGUGUCUUCAUUCAUUGUGAUUACCAGUGAUUUCUAUUAGGAUUAGGAAAUAGGUUUACAGUGUUAAGCUUGAUUAAUUGACUAGUUUGACAACUGGAGAGUUUUUAAAGUUAUCAUGUGAUAUUUCU
Messenger RNA from Ochotona princeps (American pika), 1321 nucleotides. It is a transcript of the gene BPNT1, whose product is annotated as 3'(2'), 5'-bisphosphate nucleotidase 1. Gene Ontology annotation, biological process: phosphatidylinositol phosphate biosynthetic process. Gene Ontology annotation, molecular function: 3'(2'),5'-bisphosphate nucleotidase activity. The transcript has 10 exons. The coding region runs from base 149 to 1120 and encodes 323 amino acids. NCBI's taxonomy places the organism in Eukaryota, Metazoa, Chordata, Mammalia, Lagomorpha, Ochotonidae. The record is from RefSeq and is a predicted model, not a curated record.